AUGAAUACAUGCCAAGGAUGUAAUAAAGAUAUUAAAAAAUCGAAUGAAAAAAUUCAAUGUAGCUCACAGUCCUGCAAUAACGAAUAUCACCUGGCUUGUGUUAACAUAACAGUCGAAACGAAAAAUAAACGUUACUGGAAAUGCCCGAGUUGUUCGGUAAUUUUACUAUCGGAGCAACGUAAGGCAGGGUUGUCAAAUGACAAUACCCCAAUCAAACCAGCCGUUGAGAACACUUACGAUACUAAUGUCACGCUCCGUCGUCAGAAGACUUCUUCAAAUACUAAUAAUAGUUGCACCUGUAGCUCUACAAAUCUCCGGACUGAAAUGUUGAGUAUUUUAAGGUCUGAAUUACCAGGAAUAAUAAGAGAAACAAUAACUUCGGAAUUCGCUGCCAUAAAAAAGGAAAUAAGUUCCUUAGAAGAAUCUAUUAAUUUCGUUAAUUCUCAAUACGACGAAAUGAAAAACGCUUUAGAAAAACGGUCCGAAGAAGUUAAAUCGCUAAUUUCCCAAUCGAAUAAUUUGUUGAGUACGGUUAAAAAUCUGGAAAUAACUUUAUCGCAUAUGCAACAAGACGCACGACAAAAUAAUAUAGAAAUUCACUGCUUACCAGAGUUCAAUAACGAAAAUCUAAUUAAAACUAUGGCACAGAUGAGCCAUGUAAUAAGUUUUUCUUUGGCUGACAACGAUAUAGUAGCGUGUUAUAGAGUUAAAAGAAUAGACAAUUUAUCAAAGAAACCGAGAACAAUAGUAUGCAGAUUCGUCAGCAAAUUAAAGAGAGAUAACUUCUUGGCCGCAGUUUAUAAAUACAAUAAAAAACACCCUAAGGAAAAGCUGAACGCUUCGCUGUUGGGGAUUGCGGACAAUUCAUCGCCUGUCUACAUUGGAGAACACCUGACUCCAGAAAAUAAGCAACUACAUGCAGCCACCCGCUUAAAAGCUAAAGAAAAACAAUACCGUUUCGUAUGGGUUCGAAACGGCAAGAUAUUGAUAAGAAAAGAUGAAAAUUCUCCGGCAAAAUUAAUAACAAAAUUGGAAACAUUGAAUAAUUUG
Brenthis ino (lesser marbled fritillary) is the source of this 1050-nucleotide messenger RNA. NCBI's taxonomy places the organism in Eukaryota, Metazoa, Arthropoda, Insecta, Lepidoptera, Nymphalidae. The record is from the annotation of a GenBank genome assembly.